Microplitis demolitor is the source of this 6391-nucleotide messenger RNA. Its product is annotated as diacylglycerol kinase eta. Lineage: Eukaryota; Metazoa; Arthropoda; Insecta; Hymenoptera; Braconidae. Gene Ontology annotation, biological process: intracellular signal transduction; lipid phosphorylation; diacylglycerol metabolic process. The transcript has 14 exons. Bases 489 to 5165 code for a protein of 1558 amino acids. The record is from RefSeq and is a predicted model, not a curated record. Gene Ontology annotation, molecular function: ATP-dependent diacylglycerol kinase activity; protein binding.
GACAUUUAUAAUAAUAAUAAUCAAGUAUAAAACGUAAAUUUCAAUAAAACUAAACUACAUGUAGUUAAUGCAUAAUCAUGAAUAAAAAAUAUGGGGUGUAUUUAUGAUAUGUACCACCAUCACCCAUUAAUGCCUGGGCUACCCAAGACUACCUAUGGCAUCAAUAUACUGUACACAUACAACACAUAAAAAUACUAAAUCUAUUUAGUCAUAUUAUUAUAAACCAGACAAUGGCAGCGAUAUAUUAUUUAUUAUUAUUAUUAUUAUAUACUUCUUACUCUUACGCAUACACACAAUAAACCAUAAAAAAAAUUAAUAAUAAAUGUUGAAAAAAAUAAUGAUUACCUGGAUAAAAUAUUAAAAGUUUGAAAUGUCACGAAAAAAAAAACAGCGGUCACGGUACACAAGCAAAUAGCAAGGUUAGUGACAGCAAUUGGAUUAUUGGUAUUUUUAGUAGUGAAAGCAAUAAUAAAAAAGAGAGAGAUUAAAUGGAGGACUGGUUAAACGGUAUGAGAAAUGCUGGUGACUGUAGAGCUGCCAGUGAACCUGGAGCUAGUGAAUUUCUUGGUGGUGAUCAUCAGUGGUAUGCUACCAGUCAUGCUAGGCCAACAUACUGCAAUGUUUGUCGAGAUGCACUAUAUGGAGUGACGUCUCAUGGUCUCAGUUGUGAAAUAUGUAAAUACAAAGUACAUAAAAGAUGUUGUCAAAAAGCAAUAAAUAAUUGCAAAUGGACUACACUAUCAUCUAUUGGAAAAGAUAUUAUCGAAGAUCAAGAUGGAAAUAUUCAGAUGCCCCAUCAGUGGUUGGAAGGAAAUUUGCCAGUUUCUUCAAAAUGUGCUGUCUGUGACAAAACAUCGGGUUCUGUACUACGACUUCAAGAUUGGAGAUGCUUAUGGUGUAGAGUAACAGUUCAUACGGCAUGUAGACCAUUAAUUAGUUGUGUAUGUCCUCUUGGACCUGCUAAAUUAAGCGUAGUGCCUCCUAUAGCAUUGCAUAGUAUAGGAAGUGAUGAAGCAUGGGAAGCUGUGAGACCUGUUGGAUGUAGCCCACUGUUAGUAUUUGUAAAUAGUAAAUCUGGUGAUAAUCAGGGCAUUAAGUUUCUCAAAAGAUUCAAACAAUUAUUGAAUCCCGCCCAAGUAUUUGAUCUUAUAAAGGGUGGUCCUGGACCAGGGCUAAGAUUGUUUCGACAUUUCGACCCUUUCCGGAUUCUGGUGUGCAGUGGAGAUGGGUCUGUCGGUUGGGUCCUUUCAGAGAUCGAUCGGUUAGGAAUGCACAAACAAUGCCAAGUGGGAGUGUUACCGUUGGGAACUGGAAAUGAUCUUGCUCGAGUACUUGGAUGGGGUGCGUCUUGUGAUGACGAUACACAUUUACCACAAUUAUUGGAAAAAUACGAAAAAGCAGGAACAAAAAUGCUUGAUCGUUGGAGUAUUAUGACAUUUGAACGUAGUAUAUCAUUAUCAUGUUCAAAGUUAUCUUCAAAUCAAAAUAACGAUUUAAAUUUAAAUCUAUCAAUGGUUCAACAGUAUGAAGAUAAUGUUAUUUUUCAUAUAAAAAAUAUUUUACAUGCUGAUCAGAAUACAAUUAUUGUGUCUAGUGCAAAAGUACUUUGCGAAACAAUUAAAGAAUUUGCUUCUCGUAUAUUGGAAACUAGUUUUAAUAUUGGUGAUGAAAUACUUGAAAAUAAAUGCGUUGUUCUUGAAGAAAAAUUGGAUUCAUUAUUGCAGACACUUGAUUAUCAUGAUAAUAUUGUGGAAAUGGUAAAUGAUGAUGUAAAAUUUACAAUCGCUGAUAAUCAAUCGUGUAUGAAAAAUUUAGAAAAAGGAGUACUAGAAAAACCAGAAAAAGACAUAAAAAAUUUAAAACAAGUGCGUAAAAAUAAAAAUCCUAUUGAGAGAGAUGCAGUAAUGGCACGAGCAAAUAGCUUAAAACGAGCUAUUAGACAGCUUGUUGAGCAAACUGAAAUAGUUAUUAAUAAACAAAAAAAUUCAACUGGUAAAUUAAUAAAUAAAUUAUCAUCAAAUUUAGCUAUUAAUUCAAAAGAUUACGAUGAACAAGGAUUAUCUAAUUCAUGGAAUAUAAAUGAUGAUAAACUGGUAAACACUCAUCUUCAUAUUAAUCCUUCUCAUGUAUUGAAACAAUGUGAGAGUAAUUCGUCUAUUGGACAAUCAAUUGUUGUUUCCUCAGCAAGUUCAUUUGAUAUUUCUUCGUGUCCUAGUCCUACUCCAAAUUUGACAUCUUUAAGUCCAAUGCCUGAUUUAAGAAGAGAUUCACAAGUUGAUGAAUUACUUACACUUCCUGCACCUGAUGGAUUUGCUGAUAGCCGUAGAAAUAGUUACAAUAUAAAUAAAGAAUCUGUUAGUUUUUCUGGUAAUGAUGAAACAACAGUUAAAAAAACUAUAUCUGUUUUGGAUGAAUUUAAAUCCUCAGAAUUAACAUCAACAAGUAAAGUCAAUACUCCGACAGAUAUUCAAGUUACUGUAACAAGUACAACAUUAGAUACAAGCUCAAAGUCUGAUGAUACUACAAUACAGGAUGCAUUAAUAUCUCCAGAUUCAGAUAUUAUAAAUAUAUCAAAUGCCUUUGUUCAUCGAUCAGAUUAUGAUAUAGAAACUCAUCAAUUAUCUAAAAGUAGCUGCAGUAAUAGUAUUGCCAGUACAGAUAGUCUUAUUUCCGAGACUUUGGAUUCAAAAAGUUAUACUAUUAAACACAGUGAGAGUGAAAUUGGUAAUACAGAUAGUGAUAUUCUUGAUUCAACAAAACAAUCAGAAUUAUCAGAAAUAGGACAUAUUGAUUCACCAGAAAAUUCCGAUAUUCAAAAUUCCGAAAGUAUGAUUGAUGAUUUGAGUUCACUUGGUCAGGAUUUAAUUAGUACAAUGCUUGGAGAAAAGUAUGAUUCAGUACGUGAGUGUAUUGAAACAGAUCAAAGUGAUAAACCAAAAAAAUAUUGUAGUUUGGCACAAUUUGUUGAAGGAAGUGAUAUUGCACGAAAAUCAUUUAAAAGACCAUCUAGAUAUAUUACAACUCUUUUAAAAGAUGAUAAAUCUCAAAACCAAAAAAUAUAUAAUAAUAAAUCACAAAUACCCGUUAUAACUUUUGAUAAUACAGAGAUUAAUAAAACAGAUUUAUUGAAUCCGGUUUGUUGUUUUACUUUAACAGCUGAUACAGUUAAUAAAUCCAAUGAAAAUAAAAUUCAUUUUCCUCACGAAAUAAAUGUAAUUGUUGAUCCACCAAGUCCAUCAAUAUCUAUUGAUAGCCAAUACGAAGAAGAUGAUGAUAAUAAUGAUGCUGAUGAUGAUGAUGACGAUGAUGAUGAUAACGAUGAUAAUAAUGAUAAUUAUUAUAAUUAUGAUAAUGAUAAUAAAAAAAAAAAAAAAAAAUCUGGUUUAAGACGUCACACAGGUAGCAUGGAAAAAUUGAGUGUAGAGUUAUUACCGGAACUUGGAUUUUCACCUCAAGCAACACGGCGUAUAAGCUGUGGUAGUUUGAUAAAACCAUCCGAAGUUGGAUCUUUGGCAGCAACUGCAGCAAAACUGGGAGGUUCAAAUAUAAGCUUACGACAUGAUCGGGCCAAGUCAAUUGAUAAAACAUCUGAAGAUAUUAAAAAAUUACCAAUAAUAAAUCCACUGGUACAAUUACCAACGUGGCCAAAUAUCGGAGGAGGUGCUGGAUUUAUUAGCCAAGCAUUACUUGCAAAUGCUGAUGCACUCUGUGCAGCUGUAUCACCAUUAAUGGAUCCAGAUGAAACAUUAAUGGAGGGAUAUUUUGAACGUUGUGUCAUGAAUAAUUACUUUGGAAUAGGUAUUGAUGCUAAAAUAAGUCUUGAUUUUCAUCAUAAACGUGAAGAGCAUCCUGAAAAAUGUAGAUCACGUGCUAAAAAUUAUAUGUGGUAUGGAGUACUUGGAUCAAAACAGUGGUUACAAAAAACUUAUAAAAAUCUUGAGCAACGAGUUCAACUUGAGUGUGAUGGUCAACGUAUACCUUUACCCUCACUUCAGGGUAUUGUUGUUUUAAAUAUUCCAAGUUUUAUGGGAGGUACUAAUUUUUGGGGAGGUACCAAAGAGGGUGAUUUAUUUUUGGCUCCAUCAUUUGACGAUCGUAUAUUGGAAGUUGUUGCAGUUUUUGGUUCAGUACAAAUGGCUGCUUCUAGAUUAAUAAAUUUACAGCAUCAUCGUAUUGCCCAAUGUCAAUCAAUUCAAAUAAAUAUAUUGGGUGAUGAAGGGGUACCAAUACAGGUUGACGGUGAAGCUUGGAUCCAACCACCGGGAAUCAUUAGAAUAAUUCAUAAAAAUCGUAUGCAAAUGCUCUAUCGAAAUAGGGCUUUAGAAACAUCACUGCGGACAUGGGAAGAGAAACAACGUAACAAUACAUCUACCAACGUAUCUCAAUCGUCAUCUUCGUUAACUAAUAAUAUAGUUCAGCCACGAUCUUACACACUGGGUGAUAUCAAACCAAUACAAUUAUAUGAAGAGGAAUUAAACAUUUUACUUGGUUUAAUUGAAGUUAUUACAACGCUUGUUAAAUGGGUUAAAUUACUCACCAUAUCACAUCCAAGUUUUGAACCGGAUCUUUAUCAGAUUGCAGAUCGAACCGCUGUUAAUUUGGAGAAAGUUCAUCCAGAUGGAAAAAUUAUUCAAGGGCCGAGCUUAAGACCUUUGGUGACGGAGCUUGUAUCCAGUGCAAGACAACUUUAUGAAGAAUCAUGCGAGUUGCUUCGUGACUCGGGGCAAAUUUUACGAAUACGUUCAGAUUUGGAAAAUAAAUUAUCCCAAUCACUGGCGGCAAUGGAACAAGAAUUGAAGAAAUGUGUAUUCGAUGAAGCAGGUACGGGUCUAGUAUAUCUUCAAAAUCCAUCGGCAGAUGAUCAGGCCGAUAAGAAGAACCGUCAUCGCGGUUUAUUUUGGUUAAAGUUCCGGCGAUCGGGUACGAGUAACAGUAGUAGUAGCAGUCAUCUGGCACGAGAUCAAGUGACGAGCUGGGGAGUCCAGGAUGUCUGCACGUGGCUUGAAAAUCUACAACUUGGCGAGUAUACUGAGCAAUUUAUUUCACAUGAUAUCCGAGGACGAGAAUUAUUAAGUCUUGCACGUCGUGACUUGAAAGAACUUGGUAUCGUUAAAAUCGGUCACGUUAAACGGAUACUACAAGCCAUUAAUGAUCUUAAUAAUUAAUAUAUUAUUUAAGUAUAUAAUGCUGAUUGACUGUGCGCUAAUUACAAGCACUUACAAUCUACAAAUAGUAGUUUUAAUAAUAAUAAUAGUAAUAAUAAUAAUCAUUAUUAUUAUUAUUAUUAUUAUUAUUAUUAUUAUUAUUAAAAAAGCAGUAUUAUUCGAUAGAUUUAUUGAAAAAUAAUUUCACGUAUCUUAUUAAAUUUGAUUAAAUGUGUCGAUGUAUUUUAUAAAAUAUUAGCUGAAAGUUAUUUAUUGGAUUGCGUAUCUAUAUUUUUAAUGAUCUCAUUGUCAAUUGAUUUAAUAGUUCGAUUUUAAUCUAUAUCUAUCUAUUUAUUUAUAAACGUUAUUGUCUUCUAAAUGGGUAAUUUUGUGCUUCCUCUUUUAUAAAUUCCUCAAUACUGUUGGUAUUACUAGUACUUAAAAUUUUUUACAAUAAUAGUGCAAGCACAUUAUUAAUAAAUAUCAACAAUUAUUAAAAUAGUAUAAUCGAUAGUUAAAAAAUCUAAAAAAUAUAGACUUUUAAAUUAUAAAUGAUAAUAAUAAACAACGAAUCGAAACAGUAGAUAUUUUAUUUCAAUUGUAUUCUCAAACUUGCACAAUUAUGAAAAUAAAUAAGUAACAACUUGUUCUUAAAAAUGAUUAAUCUUAAAUAUAGUUUAAUAAUUUUCAAGUGUCCUUAUUUUCGUCACAGACGGAAUAAUACAGCCGGGGAAGCACUAAUUAAAUUUAUUACUUUUUAUUAAUUAACUAACUUGUUCUCAAUCAUUUUUUUAUUGAAUUAAAAUUUUAAAUCUGAAAUAAAUUUACGGCAAAAUAUUCGACUAUAGUUGACUAUUUUGUCAGUGGUAUUGGUUUUGAAUAAAAUUUAGUAUUUAAAUGCUAAUAUAUUCUAAGGUUCUCUAUUUGCCUCCGUACUUACUACUACUAAAAUUAAAAAUAAUCGUUGAGUAAUAGCCAAAUACUCUAUUACCAUAUAUACAUUUAAAAAAAAAAAAAAAAACAGUAAACUUAUAAACCAUCGACCAAAUGAAUUUUUUACCUGCAAAAUAAAAUUUUGUCGGUCAUCUUUAUACAAGCCUUAAGAUAAAUAUUACUCUUGCCUUUUCCUUACUCACAUUAUUAAUAUUAUCAUCAUAAAAUGUUGUUGAUUUUUCUAAAUGUUAUGUUUUUCUAAGAUAAAAAAAGUAAAUAAAAAUAAGAAAAAAAAAGUUAACUAAAUUUUUCAG